This is a messenger RNA of Wickerhamiella sorbophila, 936 nucleotides long. Its product is annotated as pH-response regulator protein palC. Lineage: Eukaryota; Fungi; Ascomycota; Dipodascomycetes; Dipodascales; Trichomonascaceae. Gene Ontology annotation, cellular component: plasma membrane. The record is from RefSeq and is a predicted model, not a curated record. The coding region runs from base 1 to 936 and encodes 311 amino acids. The transcript has a single exon. Gene Ontology annotation, biological process: cellular response to pH.
AUGUUACCAUUUGAGGUACCGUCUACAGCGGUGGUUUCAUUGGAUCAAUUGAUUUCCGAAAGAUCUCUGGUACGCCAGUCUCUUAAGGCGGUUAGGAGCGACCGUAAUCCCGAUUGGAUAGCAGCAGUACGCGCUUUGCAGCAGUACCUGCCACUUAUUGCCGAAAGCUAUGAGAGCUACGAGAAUGCCACUUUUAAAUGGCGACUGCCUUGGUCCGCCCCACACUUUAAAACCAAACUAGUAGGUGGCGACAGCGAAUUAGGCAUGGUGGCACUUUCUUUGGUGCUUUGCACGGUGCGGGCAGCAGAACAAGCCCAGGGAACUAAAGACUAUAAAAGAGCGGGACACUUACUUCGCCAAGGACAAUCGUUUGCAAUGUAUCUUGCAAAUCUUCGACUAGAGACGACUGUUGCUGAUUUAAGUGCAGCUACGCGGACAGCACUUGUCCACAUUCUCGAUGCCAUGGGUCAUCAAUUUUUGCUAAAUAAAUUAUUGGGCGAGUUUCCUGAGACUCCAAUCAGCGCAUCUUCCGCUGUUUUGCACACGCGAAUAGCAAUGCAUGCUUUGGAUGAGUAUAGACACAGCCUGCAGCUGGUGCCAAAGCAAUUGAGAAGCUGGUGCCAGAGCCAGGAAACGUUUUGUGCGGCUACAGGCCAGGUAUUAUUGGCAAUUGAGAGUUCCGAGCGAGGGGCCGUAGGGAAAGCGCUGGGACACCUGAAUUUAGCUCGAAACAAGCACAGCUCGCUGGAGCUACUGAUUUCCCGCUUGACACAGCAGUACGAGUCUGAUAACAAACUUGUAUCAUUCCAGACCAUUCCCAAUCCCUCGGAACUUGCUCAAUUACCCAGUGGAAGACGGGUCUUUGAGGUUUCAGCGUGGGCUCCGAACCAGCAGAGCGCGGGCCCCGUCCUCACUACGGCCCAGAACUAUUACUAG